GUUGAAAGCUCGCUAACGCAACGGUUGUCUAUUCCGAUCCCAGCGCUUUAUUGAAAUUGCUUAGCGAGCUAAAGCCCGGAUGUCGACUUCCUCAUUAUCCUUGCGCGCUAACCGUAUGCACUCAUGCAAAGCAGCAGCUGCAGAUAAGCUUAAAACACCUUACUUUUCGCUCGGCCCGGCGCCACGAGCGAUUUCUGUGCAGGCGAGCAAGACUCCGUCGGAGGUCCCUAGCCCAAAGCGAUUGGUGCGACCGAAGCCAGCGACCACAGCUCAGCAAGCGCAAGCGCAGGCGCCACCACCGCCUGUUUCGGCCGCUCAAGUCGCUGAGGCAUUCUCACGGGCAAGCGAUGCUAAGACGCGGGGAGAAAUUGUCGACGUCAAGGUGGUGGGGCAGAGUGAGCGAGGCCUAGUGGUGAUGUUUGGAGCUGUAAGAGGCUUCAUUCCUUACAGCCAGUUGGACCCCGCCCGGCUGCGCGCCAGCGGCAGCGGCGACCUGAGUGACCUGCUGGGGCAGCCGCUGAGGGCGCGAGUCAGCUCGGUUGACGCCUCCCGCAAGGAACUGGUGCUCAGCGAGCGGCAGGUGGCAGCGGUGGCGGCGCUGGGGGGCGUGAGGGAGGGCGACGUGCUGGACUGCGUGGUGACGGGCGUGGAGGACUAUGGCGCCUUCGUGCAGGUGAAGGGCAGCCCCGAGGUGUCUGGCAUGAUCCACAAGAGCGAGAUCUCCUGGGAGCGCAUCAUGACGGUGGACCAGGUGCUGGCGCCAGGUCAGGAGGUGCGCGCCAAGGUGCUGCGGGUGGACCUGCCCAACUGCCGCCUGAGCCUCUCCCUCAAGCAGAUGAGCGCCGACCCGCUGCGCAUGUCGCUGGAUGACCUGGGCUGGGAGCCGGCGGCCGCCAGCCCCGACCCACGGGUCCAGGCGCUGGUGGAGGCGCUGGGGCGGGCGCCGGGGGUGGAGGGCGUGGAGGUGACGCGGUGCGCGCAGGACCCCCACCGUGUCGCUCCCGAGCUGGAGCUCUACCUGGUCCGCAGCGAGGGAGAGGGGCGCUACACCGCCGUGGCGCGGCUGGGCGCGGCGGCCACCGAGCUGCGGCUGGCGGCUGCGGGUCUGAGCCGGGAGCAGGUGAAGCAGCUGCUGCAGCGGCUGGCGGCCAGGAGUGCGGCGGCGUGAGGCAGGG
This is a messenger RNA of Astrephomene gubernaculifera, 1175 nucleotides long. Lineage: Eukaryota; Viridiplantae; Chlorophyta; Chlorophyceae; Chlamydomonadales; Astrephomenaceae. The record is from the annotation of a GenBank genome assembly.